AUGGGUCAUGUGUGGACAUGGGUGGAAUCCAAAGUUGAUGAUUUCUUCACGGAGUCUGAAAAGAGCAGCUGCUGCCAGUCUCUUCUUGGCUCUACAGACUCUAGCAUUGAUCUGGAUUUUAGCUGCUGGAGAAAGACUGAAGAAACUGCUGAGGAGCUAGAGGAAAGCAGCAGCCCAGAGGAAGAUAGCCAGAUGGAAAGUAGUGAUCCCCUGGCAUGGCACAGUACCAGUGAGGAGGACCAAGAAGAAGCAGGGAAGUUCAAACAGGAUGUUCUCUUGAGGUUCCUAACAGAGGUGACACACCUGAUGGAACCACUCUGCAUUAGCAACACAUUGCUGUCCCAAAGUCCUCAAGACAUUUGUAGUACUGGGGAGCAGAAAGGGAAUGGAGUCCUGGCUCACAUAGAUGCAAGGGGAUCUCCAAUUCUGAAAGAGGAAGAGCUCAAGGAAGAAUGUCCACUACAGGUCUUAAAAGAGCAGACAGGGGAGAAAUCUCCCCAAGGAAAGGAAAAAUGGGCCCUGCAGAUGUUGGAAGAGGAACCACUCAUGAGGUGGGGAACAAAGAAAACUGAAGAAUUUCAGGAUCUGUGUGAAGAAGCAGGAGAGACUCAGGACAGCAAGUUUAAGGUCCUUGAAAGGAAUUCAGAAAAGGAGUUACAUGUAUUAGUGGAGAGUACAGGAGAAACGGGUCAAGAUGAAGUGAAUUCAACAGAGCUUAUGAAUCAGGCUUCCUUCAAUUGGAGAACAUUGAAGGAAGAGGUUCCACAAACCCUCGAAGAGAUGGAUGUGGGAAACUCUGAAGAGCAACUUGAGGACUGGAAUGAUAGUGACUUCCAUCUGAGCUACAGCAAUGAUGACUUCAGUCCCUGUGAAAUUUCCACAACAAGUUCUCCUUCUACAAGUACUGUCUCCUUGCCUUUGGUACACAUGAGCCAAGAUGAUCCCCUCGCACAGCGUUUGCUUUUCAAAAAGACCCUGCUGUCCAUUUGGAAGAUGGUAGCUGGUCACAGAUAUAGUGGUCCGUUCCUGAAACCAGUGUCAGAGAAGCAAGCUCCUGGAUACAAAGAUGUCGUGAAAAGGCCAGUGGAUCUUUCCAGCAUAAAAAAAAGCCUCUCCAAGGGCCUGAUUCAAAACAUGGUCCAGUUUCAGCAUGACCUCAUGCUGAUGUUCCAGAAUGCAGUCAUGUACAACAGUUCCAACCACCACAUACAUCGCAUUGCUGUGGAGAUGCAACAGGAAGUCCUGGAGCAGCUCCAGAUGCUGGGAGAGGCACUGCUGUGCUCAGAAGAGAUGCGAGCCUUUGUGAGAAGGUGCUGAAGAAUCAGACGUAUAUCGCUACUUCAUAAUUAAGAAAUGCAAGUUCAACUUUGCUACCCUGAAUCUUUCUUUAGGGAAAAGUUGUUUGUUGAUGAGAGAUUUACCUGUUUCACUCUCUCACACACUCACCCCCAGCUUCUUCCAAAUCAAAAGGACUGGCUAUAGCAGAUACCAAGGGUGGUCUGCAAGCUGAAUGCCUAAAGGUCUCUCCAAUGUGAGCAGGUAGCAAUGUAUGAGUUAGAUCCUGCAAUCCAUCAGUAGAAAGCACACACAGACAUGGACCUGCCCAGAUCUUUCCUUUCUCCAGCAGCCAUUUCCAACAUGGGGAGUGAUAGCCAAAUGGGGAAGCUGCAUGGGGAGGCUGAAAUGGGGGAGCUGCCAUGGGGAGGCUGAAAGAAAUGGUUCCUUCCUGUUUUUUUGUGUGAGCAGAACUCCACUGAUGGUCAAAAUGGCUGCUGAGGGGACAAAAGAGCCAGGAAGAGUGGGAAUCUCCAUAUGGACUUGGCUAGGUCCUUGCACUGAAUCCAAUUCUAUAUUUUUACAGAAUAAGUCUUGUCUGUAUCUGUUUCCAGAUGUUUCUGUUCAUGCUGUUUUAGCCCUGUUGGCUUCCUUUUAAGAAAAUAUUAAAACUGAAUA
This is a messenger RNA of Sphaerodactylus townsendi, 1953 nucleotides long. Its product is annotated as bromodomain-containing protein 8-like. Gene Ontology annotation, molecular function: protein binding. The record is from RefSeq and is a predicted model, not a curated record. Gene Ontology annotation, cellular component: NuA4 histone acetyltransferase complex. Lineage: Eukaryota; Metazoa; Chordata; Lepidosauria; Squamata; Sphaerodactylidae. The transcript is spliced from 7 exons. The coding region runs from base 1 to 1317 and encodes 438 amino acids.